Messenger RNA from Striga hermonthica, 2254 nucleotides. The record is from the annotation of a GenBank genome assembly. NCBI's taxonomy places the organism in Eukaryota, Viridiplantae, Streptophyta, Magnoliopsida, Lamiales, Orobanchaceae.
AAGUGCUAAAGAUUAUGAUUCAGUUAGGAUUGACGGUCACUUUAUACCGGUGGGGCAAUUGAAAGAAAAAAUAUUUGAAUUAAAGCAUUUGGGCAGAGGUACAGAUUUUGACCUUGUUGUCACCAACGCCCAGACUAAUGAAGAGUAUCUUGAUGAAGGAAUGUUAAUUCCCAAAAAUACUUCAGUUUUAAUAUGCCGCGUUCCUGGACGUCCUCGCAAGCCCAUAGUUACUGCUCCUGUGACCGAGCAAAAAGAGCCAAAUAUCGAAACUAAUUACAAUGGUGGUCAAGCUGUAAAAGGUGCUGUUGCUGGAGUAUAUCAAUCUGCUACGAAUGAUGCUGAGGAUUUUGAGUGGGAUGACUUUGGGGAUGACCUCUACGCGAUUCCUGAAUCUGCAUCUGUUCAACAGACCAUCCCGGUUCAGGAUGUUUCACCUGUUUGCAAAGAUGAUGAGGAGAGCAAGAUUAAAGCUUUAAUUGACACUCCGGCCUUAGAAUGGCAGCGUCAACCUUCUGAUGGCUUUGGUCCUGGUAGGGGUUUGGGACGGGGCAUAGGCGGAAAAAUGAUGGGUGGACGUGGUUUUGGUCGAGGUGGAUUUGAGAAGAAGACACCACCACAAGGCUACAUAUGCUACAGGUGCCAGGUGCCUGGGCAUUUCAUUCAGCACUGUCCUACGAACGGUGAUCCUACCUUUGACAUCAAGAGGGUUAAACCACCUACCGGAAUUCCAAAAUCAAUGUUGAUGGCAACUCCGGAUGGCUCGUACACAUUGCCAAGUGGAGCCGUGGCAGUUCUGAAACCAAAUGAGGCUGCGUUCGAGAAGGAGAUUGAGGGAAUGCCAUCCACACGUUCUGUUGGUGAUCUCCCUCCAGAACUGCAUUGCCCGCUGUGUAAAGAUGUUAUGAAGGAUGCUGUCCUUACAAGCAAGUGUUGUUUCACCAGCUUUUGUGAUAGAUGCAUACGAGAUCACAUCAUAUCCAAAUCAAUGUGUGUGUGCGGAGCCAAAAACAUUCUCGCUGAUGAUCUGUUGCCUAACAAGACAUUAAGAGAUACUAUAAACCGGAUUCUAGAAUCCAAUAAUAACAGCAGUGAAGAUGGCGGGAGUGCAUUUCAAGUCCAAGAUAUGAAAUCGCGCAAUCCUCAAGCUAAGGUUCCAUCCCCUACACAGUCUGCCGCCUCGAAAGUACAGCAGGUGACUUAUCCAACCCAAAGGGUUGAGAUUGAGACACUGAAAGUUGAAGACACUGUUGAAGAAAAUAAGUCUUCUGUUCUGCCACUGGUACAGGAGAAAGGGAGAACUGUAGAAGUACCUGAUAUUUCAAAAACUAUCCAUGACUCGAAAACUGUUAAGGAAGCAGUUCCACGGGGAAGUGUUCCUUUGGCUUAUGAAGAGGUACAACAAAAACCAGUUUCCGGGGAAGCAGGCAAGAAAAUGAAAAAGAAGAAAAUCCGGAUGCCUCCUGGUGCUACAGAGAUGCAAUGGAGAAACCCCCAAGACCUUGGACCAAAAAAUUGUAUGAUGUCACUAGGCCCUUCUGCUUUUACUCCUUGCUGGAACAGAGUUCAACCAGGACUUGAUGGCUUCUUGCCUCCAUAUGGUGGGCCCAUGCCACCAUACAUGGGUUAUGGGCAUCAUCCUAUGGAAGUUGCAUUUAUGGGUCCCGAUCCAUUUGGAGGGCCCGGUUGUAUGUUUCCUUAUGGCCCUCCUCAGCCUCAGAGGGACCUUGCAGAGUUGGCCAUGGGAUUUAAUUCUGGGCCAUCAAUCAUGAGUCGAGAGGAAUUUGAAGCCCACAAAGCUGAGCUGAAGAGGAGACGUCAAAUGGAGAGACGCGAAGAAAAGAAAAUGUCUAAAGAUGGGGAAUAUCGGAGAGAAGGGGGCAGUACAGGCUAUGCUACUUCACGAUCGAAAUCUAAGCCGACCCCACCACCUCCACCUUCCGACCACCACCGCCAUAACCGGCACUCUCCCGAGCGGCCGCCGCCACUCGACCACCACCACCGCAGCCGCCGCCAGCGGCGCUCGGAAUCCCCAUCGGAGCUACCGAAGGCUUCAGCAUCCGACCGGAAGCAGAAGACGAGCGUCUUCUCCCGAAUCAGCUUCCUGGAAAACGAGCCGCCUGUGGGCCCCACAGAUGCUAGAUAUAACGACAGCAGCGAUGACGAGAGGCAUUUCAAGAGGCGGCGGCGGCGGCCUGAAGAGGAGGAGCACCGCCAAUCGAGGGAUAGGGAGAGGGAACAUCAUAGCAAAGCAUAG